Oppiella nova is the source of this 933-nucleotide messenger RNA. The record is from the annotation of a GenBank genome assembly. Lineage: Eukaryota; Metazoa; Arthropoda; Arachnida; Sarcoptiformes; Oppiidae.
AUGGUUUACGAAUUAAUCACUAAUUUCUUCGGUUGGAGACGAGUGGUUAAAAGUGGUAGAAAACUGAGCGGACAGGUAGUGGUGGUGACCGGCGCUAACACCGGCAUCGGAAAGGAGACGGCAUUUCAAUUGACAUUAAGAGAGGCAAAGGUAUACAUCGGGUGCCGAGACGUAAAGAAAGGCGAAAAUGCUGUCAAAGAAAUCCAAGCGUUUAAUCCAAAGGCAGACAUAAAACUAUUAAAACUUGAUUUGUCUUCACUUCAAUCGGUCCGCCAUUUCGCCAAAGAGUUAUCUCAAUUGGAGUCCAAAGUGGAUAUCCUUAUCAAUAACGCCGGCGUUUAUGGCUGCCCUGAAUGGCAGACUGAGGACGGCUUUGAGAUGCAAAUGGGAACCAAUCACCUUGGUCACUUUUUAUUAACCUUACAUUUGAUACCGCUUCUUAAGAAGUCAUCGGCGGCUCGAGUGGUGACAGUGUCGUCGUGUAUGCAUUUGAUGGGAGAAAUAAAUAUCGACAACAUUAACCUCAGGAACGGUAUCUACGAUCCCGUAAAGGCCUACAAUCACAGCAAACUCGCCAAUAUAUUAUUCAGCCGAGAGUUAGCCAAACGACUCAUCAAAACCAAUAUUAAUACAUAUAGUCUACAUCCCGGUGUCAUUCAGACAGACAUACAGAGAUACUCUAAAACGGAUUCCAAGUCUAAAACUGAUCUAGGAAUUUUUGAAAAGUAUUUUAUGUUGAAGCCAUGUCUGGGAUCCCAGACCACCCUCUACUGUACACUGGAUGAGAGUCUGGACAAUGAGUCCGGGUUUUAUUAUGACAACUGCCGUCGCGUGGAUAAUAUGGUUUUUGAGGCCAGGGAUGACUCGAUGGCCAGUAAACUAUGGGACCUGAGCUCUGAUUUAGUGAAACUCGAAGAUCACCUCAAGAUUUAG